AUCAGGGGGAGUUCCGGGUUGGGGACGUCACGACGCCGGUGCGCGCGCGCUUCCCUUCUAGCGCUCGCCGCUCUAUGGUUACGCGGAGGCCUUGCCGGCCUCGUUCUCCUCGGCGGCUCGGGAGGGAAGGGGUCGCGGCGGCCCACCUGUCCCCCUACGGCAGGGAUUGGGGAAACCGGUGGGGGGGAUCGAAAUGUCGUCCGCCGUGAGGCAGGAGUUGACCCAGCUCAUGAGCUCCAGCGGCUCUCACAAGGAUCUGGCCGGGAAGUAUCGUCAGAUAUUGGAAAAAGCAAUUCAGCUGUCAGGAGCUGAACAGCUGGAAGCAUUGAAAGCUUUUGUAGAAGCAAUGGUGAAUGAAAAUGUCAGUUUAGUGAUUUCGCGGCAGCUGCUGACAGACUUCUGUACUCAUCUUCCAAGUCUUCCUGAUAGCACAGCCAAAGAAAUCUACCACUUCACCUUAGAAAAGAUCCAGCCACGUGUAAUUUCCUUUGAGGAACAGGUCGCUUCUAUAAGGCAACACCUUGCAUCGAUUUAUGAAAAAGAAGAAGACUGGAGGAAUGCAGCGCAAGUGUUGGUGGGGAUUCCUUUGGAAACAGGCCAGAAGCAAUACAACGUAGACUAUAAACUGGAAACCUAUCUGAAAAUUGCCCGGCUGUAUCUGGAGGACGACGAUCCCGUUCAGGCCGAGGCGUACAUCAACAGGGCAUCCCUCCUACAGAACGAAUCAACCAAUGAGCAGCUACAGAUCCACUACAAGGUGUGUUACGCUCGGGUCCUUGACUACAGAAGGAAGUUCAUUGAAGCUGCCCAGAGAUACAACGAACUCUCUUACAAGAGUAUAGUCCACGAAAGUGAGCGACUGGAGGCUCUGAAACAUGCCUUGCAUUGCACCAUCUUAGCAUCGGCAGGGCAGCAACGCUCCCGAAUGCUGGCCACUCUGUUUAAGGAUGAGCGGUGCCAGCAGCUUGCAGCCUAUGGGAUUCUGGAGAAAAUGUAUCUGGACAGGAUUAUCCGAGGGAAUCAGUUACAAGAAUUUGCUGCAAUGCUCAUGCCACAUCAGAAAGCAACAACAGCUGAUGGUUCUAGUAUCUUGGACAGAGCUGUCAUUGAACAUAAUUUAUUAUCUGCAAGCAAACUAUAUAACAAUAUUACCUUUGAAGAACUUGGAGCAUUAUUAGAAAUCCCAGCAGCCAAGGCAGAAAAGAUAGCCUCCCAGAUGAUAACAGAAGGCCGCAUGAAUGGAUUUAUUGAUCAGAUAGAUGGAAUAGUUCACUUUGAAACUCGUGAAGCCUUGCCAACGUGGGACAAGCAGAUUCAGUCUCUCUGCUUCCAAGUUAACAAUCUGUUGGAGAAGAUUAGCCAGACGGCCCCCGAAUGGACAGCCCAGGCCAUGGAAGCUCAGAUGGCUCAGUAGACUCUCCAGGCUCUGGAGAAGAAACUUUUCUUCUACUAAAAAUGCGAAACAGGCAUAUGAAAUUGAACUAAUAGCUUUGACUCGACUUCCAGUAGACAAAGCAUAGAGAGUGUAUAUGAUGUAUGAUUCCUUAACUUCUUGUUGCUCAAAGGAACAUUAGUCCAGCAUAAGAAAUCCUUUUUAAAAGCUGUUUAAAACAACCAGUAGAGUACAAAAGAGUGUGUUAAGUUUCGUAUCAGUUUCGGUUGCUUAGUGGCCUUGUGAAUAUUUUUCUGUUGUGAAAACUGAAGUGCCAUAUUCCGUUCAGUUGUAGCUGUUCCAAUAAAGACUUAGUUGGGUGUUAAUGAAAUGUACAGUGUAUGAAUUUGCCAGCAUUCGUUUGCUGCAUCUUGUCUUCGCAUAUGCAGGAUCCCUUACGUAAA
Messenger RNA from Gekko japonicus, 1836 nucleotides. RefSeq names its product COP9 signalosome subunit 4 (gene COPS4). Bases 194 to 1414 code for a protein of 406 amino acids. Gene Ontology annotation, cellular component: COP9 signalosome; cytosol. Lineage: Eukaryota; Metazoa; Chordata; Lepidosauria; Squamata; Gekkonidae. The record is from RefSeq and is a predicted model, not a curated record. The transcript is spliced from 10 exons.